AUGGAUGGCCUCGAGUUCUUCUUUGAGGAAGCAGAAUCAGGAUUGGUACCCAGGGCUGAUGCGGGUGAUUCGUUGGGUGGAGGAAUCGAUGUUGUGGAGUCUGUGGUUGCUUCCAUCCAUGAAGGGCGCGGGCGCUCCUCUGAUGUGAUUUCUUCCGAGCCGAUGGAUGACAGCAAUGCCAAAGAGCAGUUGAGAGUGGUGGGGGCGAAUCUCGGGUCAUACAACAACGGUGGGAGUGAGAUCGUUGGCGACUCGAACGAUGUGAAGGCUCGGAACACUUCCUCUGCAUCAAUAGGAGAGGAGGGAGAUGCAGAAGGCGUCGUUGUCAACAAAACAAAGGCUUCCUGUUGGACUCGACGGGUAUGCAAAGUCAGGAUUGGCAACACACCAGAAGAGAGGGAUGCCAACCCAAGCAGAGUCCCUGCCCUCGAGGCUUCGAUGAGAGCUUAUGCAGAAAACAAGGGUGGCACAGUUGUUAACCCGUCGCUCGGAACUAGCUUUGACACGGUUGAAGAAGCGUAUGAGUUUUACAACCUAUAUUCCUGGGAGAUGGGGUUUGGCGUUCGGAAACAAAAUGAGGCUUACACUGUCGAUCGGGCACUUGUAGAAACGCUUGCCCUCGUUUUCGCCUUCUUUCCCACUGAUGUUGGUCUCCACCUGAACCUCGCCGCAGUCCGGGCACAUGAUGAGCGGCAAGUGCUGGUGCCUUUGACUGGAACGAACUGA
Triticum turgidum subsp. durum (durum wheat) is the source of this 726-nucleotide messenger RNA. NCBI's taxonomy places the organism in Eukaryota, Viridiplantae, Streptophyta, Magnoliopsida, Poales, Poaceae. The record is from the annotation of a GenBank genome assembly.